GCUGGAAUUGGACACACCUUGCUUAGCUAGCCUAUGUGAAUAAUUUGUAAUAAAUAGAACCCUGAAAAGAUUUCUCGACAUAUACAACUAUUUUUUGAUGUCAGGAUAUUUUUCAAUUUAUCCAUGCAGCUUAUCAAGGUCCACAACUUACAGUGUGGACCCCCGGGUGUGGAGCUCGAUAACAUGCAGCUAGACACUAGGCCUACUACAUGUACAGGUACUACACUUGCCCCGGUACUCUUGUUCCACAAGACCAUGACACUUGUGCAGAAAUAUUUACUUCUGCAUUUCCUCUACUUUUCUGGUAAUAAUGGUGUCUUCCAUGUGACCGUGUCCCGGACUGCGUCUUCAUAUUCAGCGGAGUUUUCUACGCCCAUGCUAUGCCGUCAGAAAUGGGCGUGUCGGUUUGUGAAGUUUUCAACUCGCGCGUAUUAUACAGUUCAAAGGUCAACAAAAUGGCGAUUGUGAUUUCAAAACAUUAAAAUUUGUUUCGAAAUAAACUACCCUACUAAAAUGAGAAAUAGCAACGGAAAAACAGAUCAAAGAAAACGAAGAGUAUAUUGUCAAAUUUUCCACUGGCAAGAUUUUGGUGGAUUCCCUUGCAAUGCGGAAGCAAGAGAGUCCAAGCAGUUCGUUCGUAAACCUGAACGAUGAUUCGAUUUUGACAAUUUUGUCAUUUUGUGAUCCCAUUUCUAUUGGACGUCUAGCCAGGUCAUGUCGACGUUUAAGGGAUUUGUGUGGACGGGAAUGUGUUUGGAAGGUUUUGGCGAAUAGGAUGACAACAGUGCACAGCUGUAUCGAAGAAACAAGCUCAUCUUAUUCUAAGAGGGAAGUAUGUCGAGUUGGGAAGAACUGGGAAGAAAGUAAUUACACAAAUAAAUGUGUGAUAAGACACAAGCCCAGACAGAUGCCAUGCUUACAAAUAGAUGAGAGACAUCUAUGGGCAUCCCAAAACAACAUAAUCAAGUGCUUUAAGAGAUUAAAAGAUGGCAGUCUUCAUCGAAGUACAGACGUAACUUUGUACAACCAAAUGGGUGAUAUCUGCAAAUUUGUAUAUAAGGACAACCGCAUAGUCAGCGGUGCUAGGGAUGGUAGUGUUGCAUGCUGGGAUAGAUCCACAGGAUCAAGUCUCUUCUCUAACCGAGAGCAGCACCAGAGUGACGUCAAUGGCAUAGAUAUAGUUGACAAUGUCAUAGUAUCAGGGUCACGUGACUCCACUGUCAAGAUAUCUCGCCUUGAUAAUGCUGGGGACAAUUGGCAGACAAGCAUUAAUCUUGGAGAGAGAGUCUGGUCACUAGCCAUAAGUCCUGAUAAACAGUCAUUUGCUAGUGGCACAUCAGGAGUGUCUGACCAAUCUCCUCAACCACUCAAGAUCUGGGACUUAAACUCAGGGACAUUUUUACAUAAUUUAGGCUCAAAUUUCCGUCGAGGAGCUGGAGUCCUUGAUAUACAAUAUGAAACCCCACAUAUUCUGUUAACAUGUGGAUAUGAUACAAAUAUACGUCUUUGGGACCUAAGGACUCGUGGUCUGGCGAUGACUUGGGAAGAGUCCUAUGAUGCAGCAGUGUAUUGUAUUAAAUCAGACCAUCAUAAUAGCAUAGUCAGUGGUACUGCCUUAUAUGGAGUGGUACGUCUUUGGGAUAAACGGGCAACAAAACCUGUUCAAUUGUAUUACAGUGGACAGCGCAGCUCUAGUAGCCCAGUGUAUUCCCUAGUGUUUGAUACAAAGCAUUUAUAUGUAGCCCUGGACAGAGGUGUGCACUUGCUGAACUUUGGGAUAGAGUAACAACUUUGACCCCACAAGUAUAGGAUGUACUGCAACAUUCACUGAACUUUGGAACCAAAUGUAGGAUGUGGUGCAACUCUUACUGAACUUUGGAUUAAAACAAAGGAUGUGCUGUAACAUUAUCUGAACUUUGGGACCAAGUAUAGGAUGGAUUAUCCCCUGUUUGGAAUUAAGUCGAUGUAAUACAUAUAGCCCUGGACAAGUUGUGAUUCAACACAUCUUGCUGCAUUUUAAAAUCUUUUAAUAGAUGGGGUUGUUGUAUUUUGUAAUUGUGACCUAGACUGUGAUUCAGUACUUCUAAGUACUUCUUGUUAACAGAGUUUUUAAAUUGUAGAAGUAUCAGUGCUUAUUUAAGGAAGUUGUACACUGGAAAAAUAUGGCUCUGUGCUAUACAACCUGUACAAUGAGAGCAUUGCCUUCAUCUAACAUUCAGUUUUAUGAUAAUUUAUGAUUUGGCUCUUGUGAAAAAUGUGAGAAAAAUGUGAUAAAUGCACAAUUUUGAUGGGUUAGGUAAUAUCCUUACUUACCCUGGCCUUUCAGUGACUAUGUUGGAAAAAAGUUUGAUAUCAUACCAUAGGAUAUUCUUUAUUUCUUCAUUUUUCAUAUAUCUUUG
Molecule: messenger RNA, 2399 nt
Organism: Owenia fusiformis
Lineage: Eukaryota; Metazoa; Annelida; Polychaeta; Sabellida; Oweniidae
Source: the annotation of a GenBank genome assembly